Molecule: messenger RNA, 1173 nt
Organism: Apiotrichum porosum
Lineage: Eukaryota; Fungi; Basidiomycota; Tremellomycetes; Trichosporonales; Trichosporonaceae
Exons: 2
Coding region: 1-1173 (390 amino acids)
Biological process (GO): aromatic amino acid biosynthetic process; chorismate biosynthetic process
Cellular component (GO): cytosol
Molecular function (GO): chorismate synthase activity; FMN binding
Source: RefSeq, a predicted model, not a curated record
AUGUCGUCCUUCGGCAAGCUCUUCAGGGUGCACACGUACGGCGAGAGCCACUGCAAGUCGGUCGGCUGCAUCGUCGACGGCGUGCCCCCGGACUCACCCUUACCGAGGAGGACAUUCAGGUCCAGCUCUCCCGCAGGAGGCCUGCGCUCCGAGUUCGACACUGUCCGCGUCCAGUCGGGUACUGAGCACGGUGUCACCCUCGGCACCCCGAUUGGCAUGGUUGUCCAGAACAAGGACCAGCGUCCCCACGACUACACCGAGACCGACCUCUACCCCCGUCCCUCGCACGCCGACUACACCUACCUCGCCAAGUACGGCGUCAAGGCCUCGUCGGGUGGUGGCCGCGCCUCGGCCCGUGAGACCAUUGGCCGUGUCGCCGCCGGUGCCAUUGCUGAAAAGUACCUCAAGGAGGCUUACGGUGUCGAGAUUGUCGCGUUUGUCGGCUCGGUUGGCCCUGUCGCCCUCCCCUUCACCCAGGAGGAGGACGAGGUCCUCGGCAAGGAGUACCUUGACCUGGUCAAGAACGUGACCCGCGAGGAGGUCGACAAGGAGAUCACCCGUUGCCCCCACCCCGAGACUUCGAAGAAGAUGGAGCAGACUAUCCGCGACGCCAAGGCCCGCAACGACUCGCUCGGCGGUACCGUCACCUGCGUGAUCCGCAACUGCCCCCUGGGUCUCGGCGAGCCUUGCUUUGACAAGCUCGAGGCUGUCCUCGCCCACGCCAUGCUCUCGAUCCCUUCCACCAAGGGCUUUGAGGUCGGCUCGGGCUUCCGCGGCACCACCUUCCCCGGCUCCAAGCACAACGACCCCUUCGUCGCCGACCCCGAGAACGGCGACAACCGCCUGCGUACCACUACCAACUGGUCGGGCGGUAUCCAGGGCGGCAUCACCAACGGCGAGGACAUCUACUUCCGCGUUGCCUUCAAGCCCCCCGCGACUAUCAGCCAGGAGCAGCAGACCGCCACGUACGACGGCAAGGCCGGCACCCUCGCCACCCGCGGUCGCCAUGACCCCUGCGUCGUCCCGCGCGCCGUCCCCAUCGUCGAGACCAUGGCCGCCAUCGUCAUCAUGGACCAGCUCCUCCAGCAGAACGCCCGCUCGGCCGCCGCCGCCCUGCUGCCCCCCGUCACCUCGCUGCCCCCGACCAUGGUCUUCCCCGGCCAGCGCAAGUAA